This is a messenger RNA of Cuscuta campestris, 919 nucleotides long. The record is from the annotation of a GenBank genome assembly. Lineage: Eukaryota; Viridiplantae; Streptophyta; Magnoliopsida; Solanales; Convolvulaceae.
AGCUAAAUAAUGUAAUUUCCAUAGAAAGACUGGACACGCUACAGAAGAGUGCGUGUUCUUCAAGAAAAUGGAGGACCGAAUGAAGGAAAGGGGCCAAGCAUCAGAUCAAGAACCAAACCGAGCAGACAAUGUUUGGCGUAGGGAUGCCCAACCACAACAAGCCCAAGAGAACCUGGAAGGAUUCCCCCAAGUUGGAGUCAUUUUUGGCGGUCCAGAGACAAGAAUCACCACCAAAGAGAGGAAGGAAUGGACCCGCAGAUUGUAUGCGGGAUUCAUUGAUGUUGGUCAGAUUGCCAAGAAAGGAAAGAGAGAACCCAUUGUGUUCUCAGAUGAGGACUUGUCGCUCAUCAGCCCGCACAAGAUUCCCCUAGUAAUUUCUAUGGCCAUUCAUAAAUUUUUUGUGAAACGAAUAUUGGUUGAUACAGGGAGCAGUGUCAAUGUGCUGUAUUGGGAAGCGGCCCAACAUCUCGGAGUCAAGAAGGAGGACCUCACCAAACUUAAUAUGCCUCUGUCCUGCUUCACCGGAGACAUUUUUGAGCUGGAGGGGUCCAUUAAGUUGGAUGUGAUAAUAGGUGAACAUCCUACGGUGAGACAUAUGAAAAUGGAUUUUUUGGUGGUCGACAUCAAGUGCGCCCAUAAUGCCAUUCUGGAGAGGCCCGGAUUAGAGGACCUAGGAGGGGCCCUAUCCCUCGGACAUUUAUGUCUAAAGUUCAAGACCCUAGAAGGCAUUGAGAGGACCCUUGGUGAUCAGCCUGCAGCCAAGAAGGCCUACUUGAACACAUGUAGAAGGAUGGACAGUGACAAUUUCAACAUUCUGACCAUGAGAUAAGGUCUGGAAGAGGAGGAGAGAAAAGAGGAGAACCGGGAGCGGCUUGGACCAUCAACGACUUUACUAUAAUUAGUGCAUCUAAAUCCUAUG